This is a messenger RNA of Eleginops maclovinus (Patagonian blennie), 3260 nucleotides long. It is a transcript of the gene wnt7bb, whose product is annotated as wingless-type MMTV integration site family, member 7Bb. Gene Ontology annotation, cellular component: extracellular region. NCBI's taxonomy places the organism in Eukaryota, Metazoa, Chordata, Actinopteri, Perciformes, Eleginopidae. The transcript has 4 exons. The record is from RefSeq and is a predicted model, not a curated record. Gene Ontology annotation, biological process: canonical Wnt signaling pathway; positive regulation of JNK cascade; cell fate commitment. Gene Ontology annotation, molecular function: cytokine activity; frizzled binding. The coding region runs from base 451 to 1500 and encodes 349 amino acids.
AUGUCUGUAGAGAAAAGGAGGAGUGGGCGAUGUAGGAAAGCUCUGAACAAGACAAAUUCCACAGGGUCGACAGGGCACUGCGGUAAGAGCAACUAGUUUUUUCUACCUGCAUGGCGCAGCAAAUGGGAAUCGUUAAUUAGGCUCUACCGUGAAAGUAAGGACGAAUAGGAGGCACUUCCUCCAAGAACUCAUUCACCUCUCAAGUCCGACCCUCUCUCAAGUUUCAUUUUGGAAUUCUUAGCCACCUUUCAGGUCGUCAUCAGCAUCUCACCUGUACUGCUGGACCAUGGAUUUCACACGGUCGAAGAUUUCAAUUGCUCUCCAGCUCCACGUCGCGGGAAAUAGGCGGUAUACGUGCAUCUGGAAGGGUUAGGAAAGCUGCCAAUGUGAACGGAAAGCGUGACCACUUUAUGUUACAGUGCAUGGCCUCUGGACAAAGUGGCAACGAUCAUGCACAGACCCCUCCGAAAGUGGAGUCUCAACGUGUUCCUGUGUUUCGGCAUCAUAUACCUCAGACUUGGGGCCCUGUCCUCGGUGGUGGCUCUGGGUGCCAACAUCAUCUGCAACAAGAUUCCCGGGCUGGCACCUCGCCAGCGGGCCAUCUGCCAGAGCCGCCCGGACGCCAUCAUUGUUGUGGGCGAAGGCGCCCAGAUGGGCAUCAAUGAGUGUCAGUACCAGUUCCGGUAUGGACGCUGGAACUGUUCGGCGCUGGGAGAAAGGACAGUCUUCGGUCAGGAGCUGCGAGUAGGCAGUCGGGAAGCAGCGUUUACCUACGCUAUCACAGCGGCGGGGGUGGCCCACGCCAUCACGGCAGCUUGCAGCCAGGGCAACCUGAGCCAGUGCGGCUGCGACCGGGAGAAGCAGGGCUACAACAAUCAGGAGGAAGGCUGGAAGUGGGGAGGCUGCUCGGCCGACAUCAAGUACGGGAUCGAGUUCUCUCGCCGCUUCGUGGAUGCCCGCGAGAUUAAAAAGACGCCGCGCCGCCUGAUGAACUUGCAUAACAAUGAGGCAGGAAGAAAGGUACUAGAAGAAAGGAUGAAGCUAGAGUGCAAGUGCCACGGCGUCUCGGGCUCCUGCACCACCAAAACGUGUUGGACUACCCUUCCCAAGUUCCGAGAGAUUGGCUACAUACUUAAGGACAAAUACAACGAAGCCGUGCAUGUGGAGGUAGUCCGGGCUAGCCGACUGCGCCAGCCCACCCACCUCAAGGUGAAGCAGACUCAGGGCUACCGCAAGCCCAUGGAGACAGACCUCGUCUACAUCGAGAGGUCGCCCAACUACUGCGAGGAGGACGCAGCCACGGGGAGCGUGGGCACCCAGGGACGCCUGUGCAACCGCACCUCGCCACAUACAGAUGGCUGCGACCUUAUGUGCUGCGGGCGGGGCUACAAUACACACCAGUACACCAAAGUGUGGCAGUGCAACUGUAAGUUCCAAUGGUGCUGCUUUGUCAAGUGCAACACGUGCAGUGAGAGGACGGAGGUGUUUACCUGCAAAUAAGGACACGAGGAACUCAGUGCCAGGAAGUGAGGCGCCAAGGACUAGCUGAAUGACGAAGACUCGAGCGAACGAGAUACAAGUGUGACGUGGACCAGUGAGAGAUUUUAAAAUAAAGGAAUGGAAUUUACACUACCAGCUCUUCAUGGCAUCGUUUUGCACAGCAGAAUCUAUCUUAUUUUUUUUCAGAAAGUAAAUGCUAAAUAUCCGUAGGUAACACCCCAGAACUUUACUGUUGCAUAGAGAUUGUGCUCAUGUACUGAUGUAUCCACAGUGAAGUUGGGACUACAGGUAAUGAAUGAGGCCGGUGUGAACUCUGGGAUUUGUAAUUGUUAAAUUCAUAGGAGACUCGUGCAUGGAGAGGAAACACAGUAACCUGGGAGUUGAUCAAAAUGACAGCAGCUGAUGAGGGGUGACUGGGAGAUAUUUGUCAAGUCCUUGAUUGAAAAUAUUUUAAGGGUUUUUGUCGUAUUUUCAAAAAAAGUGAAUCUUGACACGAAUGAAUCCCCAAAAUUGGCUGGGGCUUAUGUUGGAGGUUUUGUAGACAUGAAGAACAUUUUGUAAGUAUGGUGCGUUGGGGUGCGCCAAAAUCUGAGUGGAGAACUCUGUUAAACCCUCUGCUGCCAACUGGAAUAUGGUGGAGUAUGUUAGUUUUCCAGUCACACUGGAACUGUCUGUUCUGAACACUGAAAAUAAAUUGUUUAUUUAUGUUAUAGUAUCUUAAAACGAAGCACUAACGGGUAGAGAUGUCUUUUUUUGUACUAAGUGUAAAGAAAAAUACUUUUUAGAAACUCUGACUGAAAAUGUGUGUCUAUUAGAAAAUGACCCCCCAUCCCUAAAACACUUUAUCUUUUCUUUAGAAAAAAGAAAGAAAAAAGGUUUCAUUGCUACUGGUGUGUUGUCAACAAAAACGUCAUUACAGUGUGUUUCACAUUCAAAAACCUUGGUUCUUUUUUACUGUAGCAAACUUUGUUUGUGCUGCUUUCCCCCCAAGCAGUAAUAUAUAUUUGGAUGCUUUUGCAAUUUCAGUUGAUAGACAGUAGCAAGAAAACUCAUUUAACUGCAGAGAUCCUUCCUCAAUUUAUUAAACACAAAGCUGACAUGUUGCUGGAUGUGUUGUUGAGUGCUGCACUGAUAUUUUCUACUCAGAUACGACUCAUGACAACUAAAUAAACUCCCAUUUGACUCAGUUUGGCAGUUUAUUGAUAAAAUAUCGGUUUGGAGUUGAACCAGUCUGCCGUCAACUUAAAGGGAUAUUCGGAUAUCAAAGUGUGAUCAGUUGAAUGAUAAUUAAUUACAACAAUCCACCCAUGCAUAUUAUAGCUGUGAUAUAUACAAACAUAAAGGUGUUGAGUCUGCUAUGCUGCCGGAAGAGCUUUUAUAGUUUAAAGUAUCCACUUUUUCUCUUAACACAAGGCUUGGUCUCAUAUUAGUUCUGCUCAAAAAGAUAAUUCCACUUUAUUACAACUUUUUAACAACAUUUUAGACCGUAUAUCCAUCAGUUAGCCCAUACUCAACAAAGUACUUCUAUAUCUGGGAAUAUGGUGAUACAACAAUGUAGGUUUCACCACGAAAGAAUGUAGGCUACAGUGGGUCAAAGCUGAAGCACUCAACUGUUGCCUUUGUUUCCUCUUCGAAAUUACUUUAGGAACCUCCUUUUCAGGGAUGUCUCAGCUGUCCCUGAUCAUUGCUUUUAACUUUGGAGUACAAUGUUAUCCUAAUGGAUUGGAAUGAGGGCCAAACCAAUAAAAACUAAACAGCUA